UCUCCGUCGAAGCAGUGAGAGCAUGUUCUGAAAAAUACAGUGGCUGUGUUUUAUUUCUGGGUGCAUCAGGACUUAUUUGAACAUACGACGUAUUCGUCUGGUAACCAGACAUUGCUGAUUUGGUAAAUAUUUCCGAAUUAAAUAAUAAAUUCCCUCCUGCAGCAAUGGCGACUGCAACCAGCAGCGCAGUGUAUCUUGUUUCCCUGCUCAUCGUGUCGAGCCUUGUUUCAGGACAAAUUCGCUACUCGAUUCCAGAGGAACUGGAUCAAUUUGCCUUUGUUGGGAAUAUCGCUGAGGAUUUAAAACUUGUGGUUUGGGAAUUAUCGGCACGAACGUUCCGGCUGAUUUCCGAUGAAACGAAGCAGUAUCUGGGUCUAAACCUGGAAAAUGGGAUUUUAUUUAUUCAUGAAAGAAUCGACAGGGAGCAGCUUUGUGGCCAACGCUCCAUCUGCUCCCUUUUGUAUAAAAUAUCGCUCGAUAAUCCUCUGGAAAUGCAUCGCCUUACAGUGGAAAUAAUUGACGUGAAUGACAAUUCACCUGGCUUUUCCAAAGACGAAUUUUCUUUACGAAUAUUUGAGUUAAUUCCACCAGGAACACGAUUCCCACUUGAGAGCGCGCACGAUCCGGACGUGGGCACAAAUACGGUCAGCACUUACCAGAUUAGUCCGAAUGAAUACUUCGAUAUCAAAGUGCAGAAAAGAAGCGAUGGAGAUAUAAUAGCUGAAUUGUUAUUAGAGAAAUCCCUGGACCGUGAGAAACAGUCCACUAUUCAUUUUAUACUAACGGCCAUUGAUGGUGGGAUUCCCCAGAGAACUGGCACUGCUCAGUUCAUCGUCAUUGUUGCAGAUGUGAAUGACAAUGCACCUGCAUUUGACCAUGAAUUAUACAGAGCUAAUUUACGAGAAAACUCCCCCAAAGGUACGUUAGUGACACAAGUUAGUGCUGUUGAUUUAGACGAAGGUACAAACGGUGAACUAGUGUAUUCCUUCACGAGUCACACAUCGCAAGCAACUCGAGAAUUGUUCAGCUUAGAUCCGGAGAGUGGAGUGAUUAGAGUUAAAGGAAUACUAGAUUUUGAACAGUCGCAUAUUUAUGAGCUAGGAGUAGAGGUUAUGGAUAGAGGUCCGUAUGCACUUGUGGGGCAUACUAAAAUUAUGGUUCGAUUAAUUGAUGUCAACGAUAAUGUCCCCAAAAUAGAUGUGACGUCCGCAUCUAAUACGGUUCCUGAAGAUGCGCAAAUUGGAACGGUGUUAGCCGUAAUCAGUGUCAGCGAUCCGGAUUCUGGUGAAAAUGGGAAUGUGCACUGUAAAAUUGAUAGGAGUGUUCCAUUUAAGCUGCAACAGGUUUUAAGCAACAACUAUAAUUUGGUGACAAGUGAUACUUUGGAUCGAGAAACUGUCUCACUGUAUAACAUAUCCAUUUCCGCCUGGGACCGAGGUUUUCCGCCCCUUUCAGCACGUAGACACAUACUAAUCACUGUUUCAGACAUAAAUGACAAUGCACCCAGGUUUACACAAUCCUUAUACAAUGUGUUUUUGAUGGAGAACAACACACCUGGUGCUUCCAUAUUUGCUGUUACAGCUUUGGAUGCAGAUUUGGAUCAGAAUGGAGUAUUGUCGUAUUCCGUGAUGGAUAGUCAGAAACAAGAUGUAUCUUCUAUUACGAUUAACUCUAAGAGUGGAACCCUUUUCGCUGUGCGUUCUUUUGACUACGAAGAAGUGAAGAAAUUCCAGAUCAAAGUUCAAGCUCAAGAUGCUGGAUUCACCAAGCUGAGCAGCACUGCCAUUGUGAAUAUUAUCAUUUUGGACCAAAAUGACAAUGCACCGGUGAUUGUUUCACCUUUACUGUGGAAUAAUACAGCAUCAGUGGAGAUUGUGCGCCAGUCACUCUGUCCAGGAUACUUGGUCACGAAGAUAAUUGCAACUGAUGCCGAUUCUGGUCAGAAUAAGCGUCUUUCCUUCCAAACUUUGGAGGUUACUGAUCCGAGCCUAUUCGAUAUGGGGCUACACUCUGGUGAAAUCAAGAUCGUCAGAAAUUUUAAGAACGAAGACACCACCACUCAAAGGAUGAUCAUACUGGUCAAGGACAAUGGACAACCGAGCCUCGCUUGCACGGCUACGAUCUUUGUCUGGGUUUUGGCUAAUAUUACUGAAAAAAUGUCCGUAGAAUUGCACCAACCCAGAAAUUCUAGUCAGUUUUCUGAGCUGAAUAUUUAUUUAAUCAUCAUAUUUGGAUCAACUUCCUUUAUUUUUCUUGUCAUCAUAAUUUUGCUGCUUGUACUAAAAUGCAAACAAAACAGGAACGUAAGUGUUGACGAGACCAGGUGCUGUAUUCCCUGCAGAAAGAGGCAUUCGAGCGAUGGCUUUAAUCAGAGAGCUGUUCGGCAAGAAAUUUUAAAUUACAGUGGAGUUGCUCCAACGCUCCCUGUUUCAGGAACUUAUCACUACGCUGUCUGCUUAUCAUCAGAAUCUUCCAAAAGUGAUUUUUUAUACCUGAAACCAACCAUGCCACCAAAUAACGAGAAUUAUCGUGCUACCAGUGUAAGUAAAUGACAUACAUCACGGUACAAACAGGGAGAAGCUCUGGAAAUGUGUACAUCUUGCUUUGCUAACCUAACUUCUUCGUUCCAAAUGUGAUAACGCCCAGAAAUACUUGCGUAAUAACGAUGCAUGUUUGCUAUUUGUCUGUUUACUCAUUAUCCGCACAUUGUUUUGUUGAAUUUUUUCAUGGUUUUAAGCAUGAUCGACAGUAAAUUUCAAUCAGAGUGCUAA
Messenger RNA from Pristis pectinata (smalltooth sawfish), 2771 nucleotides. RefSeq names its product protocadherin-10-like. Gene Ontology annotation, biological process: homophilic cell-cell adhesion. Gene Ontology annotation, molecular function: calcium ion binding. The record is from RefSeq and is a predicted model, not a curated record. The coding region runs from base 165 to 2552 and encodes 795 amino acids. Gene Ontology annotation, cellular component: plasma membrane. The transcript has a single exon. Lineage: Eukaryota; Metazoa; Chordata; Chondrichthyes; Rhinopristiformes; Pristidae.